This is a messenger RNA of Sinocyclocheilus grahami, 1358 nucleotides long. It is a transcript of the gene s100p, whose product is annotated as S100 calcium binding protein P. Gene Ontology annotation, cellular component: membrane; voltage-gated potassium channel complex. The transcript has 5 exons. Gene Ontology annotation, molecular function: potassium channel regulator activity; calcium-activated potassium channel activity. Bases 98 to 886 code for a protein of 262 amino acids. The record is from RefSeq and is a predicted model, not a curated record. Lineage: Eukaryota; Metazoa; Chordata; Actinopteri; Cypriniformes; Cyprinidae. Gene Ontology annotation, biological process: potassium ion transport; detection of calcium ion.
CAUGGUCCACUAAGUGUGUUUUUUUCUCGUUAGGUCAUCCCAGCAGUCUUUUUUGAGUGCUUCAGAGAGAGCCGCACACACUGGAAUAGCUGGGAGAAUGUUUCUGUGGGCUGGAAGCAAAGGAGCUCAAGGAUCAGGAAGUGAGAGAAGCAGGACCUUUUAUCAGAAGAUUCGGGAGUAUGAUGUUUUGGAGAAGAGGAGGACGGUCACCGCGCUGAAAGCUGGAGAGGACAGAGCCAUUCUCUUAGGCCUCAGCAUGAUCCUUUUCUCUGCCAUGAUGUACUUUGUGUUAGGCAUCACAAUGGUGCGCUCGUACUCAGACAGCGUUUGGACAGAAGAGUCAAACUGUACAGUGCUGAAGUCUAACAUAGUUGCUGAGAUUAACUGCAGCUACAGUUGCGGCUCAGAGUGCAGGAAGAGUUCCAGGUUUCCCUGCCUUCAAGUAUACGUCAGUCUGAACUUCACCAGCAAAGUUCUGCGGCUGUCAUACAAUGAGGAGGCCCAUGAGGCCAACCCUGAGUGUUUUUACAUCCCAAAGUGCCACAAGGACCACACGCUGAUGCACAGCAUUGUGAUGAACAUCUCAGAGCGACUGAAGACGCACCAGCAGGUUCUGUGCUACUACGACCCCUCGGAGCAGCAGGACAGCGUCCUCCUGACACGUCUCUACGGCCGCGGGGCCAUCAUUAGCUCGCUCCUCUGGCCCACGUGCACACUGGUGGGGGGCACGCUCAUCAUUGCCAUGGUGAAGCUCACUCAGUACCUGUCUUUCCUGUGCGAGCAGAUCAGCCGAAUUAAAAGGAUGGGGCUCUAUUCCUUAAAAGGAGCCUCUCACACCAGGGUCUGCACUCGGAAGCUUAACGGCAGCAUCCAGGAUGGGGUUUGAAUGGAAGUUUCCAUGUGCGACAUUGUCAACAGACCUGUUUUCUACUCCGUAUAUAGUGACAAAGUGUUUCCGCUCUCAUGUGGUCUUCCUCUGACGCUCCAUCAGCCUUGUUAAUCUGCCGGGUUGUGCUGACAUGGCUGAAGUAAUGUUGUGAAUGAGAACUUCCUGUACCAUUGACUCAAUAGAGAUUCUAGUGGUCGUAGUUGGAACUUUUUACAAUAAGACUGGGUCAAGUCCAAUCCUGAAACUUAAGAGUCAAAAUAUGUGGACAUGUUGUGGGGUGUCAAUUACACUUUCUGACCAGCAGAUCGGAGACUCCAUUCCAAGGAGUUGCCACUGUGUAGCAAUGUCUUGACCAGCUGACGCUUGUGUAAUAACAGAAAUUAAAAGUAGAAUGUAUAUGCUACUGCCAUCAGUGGUGACUGCUGUGUGCUGUCAUUCAUGGCUCUUUGACAAACACCUGUGGACCUCU